This is a messenger RNA of Setaria italica (foxtail millet), 2356 nucleotides long. RefSeq names its product glucan endo-1,3-beta-glucosidase 14. The coding region runs from base 52 to 1308 and encodes 418 amino acids. Gene Ontology annotation, biological process: carbohydrate metabolic process. Gene Ontology annotation, molecular function: hydrolase activity, hydrolyzing O-glycosyl compounds. The record is from RefSeq and is a predicted model, not a curated record. Gene Ontology annotation, cellular component: plasma membrane. The transcript is spliced from 3 exons. Lineage: Eukaryota; Viridiplantae; Streptophyta; Magnoliopsida; Poales; Poaceae.
UGCUCUACUAUAAAGAGCGGGGACGGGUAGCGGAGAGAAACGCGCGAGUUAAUGCGAGCGCGCCCGCAUCGCCGCCCUAGGCCCGAGGGACGGAGGAGAGGAAGGAGAGGGAGCCCCAGAAGAGCAGCCAUGGCGCCGGCGGAGCUCCGCAUCCUGGCCGUGCUCUCCUCCCCGCUUCCGCUCCGUGUCCUGCUGCUACUUUCGCUCCUCUCAGCCGUCGACGUUGUAUCGGCGGCGGCGCCGCCACUCAAGUUCGGGAUCAACUACGGCCAGAUCGCGAACAACCUCCCGCACCCGACGCAGGUGUCGGGCCUCCUGCAGUCGCUCAACGUCAACCGCGUCAAGCUCUACGACGCCGACCCGGCCGUGCUCACGGCCUUCGCCGGCACGGGCGUGGAGUUCAUCGUCGGGAACGAGGACCUCCAGAACCUGACCGACGCACGCAAGGCCCGCGCCUGGGUGGCGCAGCACGUGCAGCCGUUCCUCCCCAACACGCGCAUCACCUGCAUCACCGUCGGCAACGAGGUGCUCUCCGGCAAGGACACGGUCGCCAUGCAGAACCUCCUCCCGGCCAUGCAGGCCGUGUACCAGGCCGUGGUCGCCCUGGGCCUCGCGUCGCAGGUGAACGUCUCCACGGCGCACUCCGUCAACAUCCUCGCCAGCAGCUACCCGCCGUCGUCGGGCGUGUUCCGGGAGGAGCUCGGGCAGUACAUCCAGCCCAUCCUCAACUUCCACGCCGAGGUCGGCUCGCCGUUCCUCAUCAACGCUUACCCGUUCUUCGCCUACAAGGCCAGCCCCGGCAGCGUGUCCCUGCCGUACGUGCUGUUCGAGCCCAACCCCGGCGUGGUCGACCCCAACACCAACCUCACCUACGACAACAUGCUCUACGCCCAGAUCGACGCCAUGUAUGCGGCCAUGAAGGCCAUGGGCCACACGGACCUCACCGUGAGGAUCUCCGAGACCGGGUGGCCGUCCAAGGGGGACGAAGACGAGGUGGGCGCCACCGUGGCCAACGCCGCGGCGUACAACGGGAACCUGAUGAAGAGGAUCGCCAUGGGCCAGGGGACGCCGCUCAGACCGGACGUGCCUAUCGAUGUGUUCGUGUUCGCGCUCUUCAACGAGGACAUGAAGCCAGGCCCGGCGUCGGAGAGGAACUACGGGCUGUUUUACCCCAACGGCACGCCAGUGUACAACCUCGGGUUCAACGGAGCGUCCUUCAGUCCGUCGCCGACGCUCUCUUCUUCUUCCAAGCCGACGAUUACAUUUCUGAUGGCGGUUGUUGUCCUACUCUCCGGCUUUUUCCUAUGACCUACAUCAGUUUUGUGGCGAUAAGAUUUGCUAUUUUCUGACUAACCCAUUUGUGCUUGCAUCGGACAUCAUACUACCUGCCAGAGCCCAUAAUCUGACUUUGAGGUAAGCUGAUCUUGGUCGUAUUCCUGAGACAUUUUGAUAAUUUUUUCUUUCUAAAGCUGUUUUCUCUAGCUAGCCUUUGUACGAAAACUUACAAGUCUUCUUUUCUUGUUAUAUAUGGACGCAUCAGUUGCUUGCAUUGAAAGCAUUUUUACAUAACAAAUAAAAAAUGUAUAGUAUUUUAUAUAGAAGCAAUGUUUUGGAACAAGUCUACUAGGCCGUGCAUUCAGUUGUGUACGUACAUCCAAUUAAAACAGACGGUGAACAAGGAACUGGGUGGUCCUCUGUACUCGUUAGGCUGCACAAUUGGUCGGACUAAUUGACUAAGUGGUAAUUAAGAUUAUCCUCACAACAUCAUACAACUAUAAGCUCCUAAUCUGGUUCCUGAGAAAAGUUUUAGGCCAUGACAUCGAGUAGUUUGUCAACCUUUGUCAGACAUGAUGUUAGGUGGUCGGUCAUCCUGCCCUGGAGGCAACAUAUAUGUUUGGCCGUUUUCGCCUCCGGCGCGGCAAUGCCACGGAUGUCUUCGGUUAGCCUGUUCCUCAGGGAGGCAGACCGGUGGUUGAUCGGUUCUCUCGCUGUCGAUGCCCUGGGAGCUCUGAACCGACCAACCAAAGAGGACCGCCUUGCUCGCGUCAUCUCGAAAAGAAUCCAAUAAGCAUUGGGCACGGAAGAGCACACGCAUGAGAGCGUCCUUCCAUCUGAUGGCUACUUUUCAGAAGCAUCCGUUCCUUUGGCAAAACCUGGAGCAUGUUGUUGUUGAGCGCCCGCUGUUGUCGCCAAACCUUGAGAACAGGGCGUUUUCUGAGAGUUCCAGACUACCUACCUUUUCAAAAUGAACAAGUGUUCCAUUUAGUGUACAGCACACGGUUUGGUCAAUUAAGGACAAGCACUCAAGCAGGAGUCUGCCCCUCUUUUGUUUACUAUAUAUAUGGUCUGUUGAUUA